Penicillium maclennaniae is the source of this 888-nucleotide messenger RNA. RefSeq names its product putative Coatomer subunit epsilon. The record is from RefSeq and is a predicted model, not a curated record. Gene Ontology annotation, biological process: endoplasmic reticulum to Golgi vesicle-mediated transport; intra-Golgi vesicle-mediated transport; retrograde vesicle-mediated transport, Golgi to endoplasmic reticulum. The transcript has 5 exons. Lineage: Eukaryota; Fungi; Ascomycota; Eurotiomycetes; Eurotiales; Aspergillaceae. Bases 1 to 888 code for a protein of 295 amino acids. Gene Ontology annotation, molecular function: protein binding; structural molecule activity. Gene Ontology annotation, cellular component: COPI vesicle coat.
AUGGAUCCCUUUUCAGCAGAGGGCGAGCUCCUCAACAUCCACAAUGCCUUCCACUCCGGCCAAUACCAAUUCGUGAUCGACUUCGACACCGCCGCCCUCUCCCCCGAAAACCAGCUCCCUGCCCGCGUGCUCAAGCUGCGCGCCCAGAUUGCCCAGGGACAGGCCGCCGAGGUUCUUUCCGCCAUCUCCAGCGAAGAGGAUACCCCCGAUCUCGCCGCCAUCAAGGCGUUAGCCCAGCAGGCUACGGGCAAAACCGACGCCGCUCUCCAGCUCGCACAUGAUCUUGCUGAGAAUUACCCGGAUAAUGCUACUGUUCAAUUCGUGUGUGCCACGGUGCUGCAGGCACAGGACCACAGUGAGGAGGCCCUUGCGCUGCUGGCAAAACACCAGGGUAGCCUUGAGGCAGUUGCCUUGAUCGUUCAAAUCCACCUCCAGCAGAACCGUACCGACCUCGCCUUGAAGGAGGUCCAGGCUGCCAAGCGCUGGGCGCAGGACUCGCUCCUCGUCAACAUUGCCGAGUCGUGGGUCGGAUUGAGAGUGGGUGGCGAAAAGUACCAGUCCGCCUUUUACGUCUACGAGGAACUCGCCUCCGCACCUACCACAUCCGCCCCUUUGUCAAUUGUCGGUCAGGCCGUCGCAGAACUUCACCUGGGCCGUCUACCUGAAGCUGAAGCUGCCCUGACCGCCGCUUUGGAGAAAUACCCCGAGGACGCCGAGUUGAUCGCCAAUUCUAUCGUAUUGAAUGUUUUGGCAGGCAAGCAAACCGCAGAUCUAGAGUCUCGGCUGCAGCAGACCCAUCCCUCGCAUGCCCUUCUCGCCGAUAUUCAGGAGAAGAGCGAGUUCUUCGACGCAGCGGCGUCCAAGUACGCGCCUAAGGUGUCGUCUUAG